This is a messenger RNA of Fonticula alba, 1098 nucleotides long. RefSeq lists its product as hypothetical. Gene Ontology annotation, molecular function: actin binding. Bases 1 to 1098 code for a protein of 365 amino acids. The record is from RefSeq and is a predicted model, not a curated record. Lineage: Eukaryota; Rotosphaerida; Fonticulaceae. The transcript has 7 exons.
AUGUCUUUCACCACCACGCUGGUGAAGCACAUCGUGCCGAACCCGCCGAACACGCUCGAUGCGGCUGCCAUCCAGACUCAGCCCCCCUCGAAUGUGCUCGCGGCCGUCGCGUCCAAGCAGUUUGUUGAUGCCAUCUCCCGCCUCAGCAACCUCUCCAAGUAUGUUGUCAACGUUUUCUCUGAGCUUGGCCAGCUCGCCGAUCAGACAAGUGAUCGUGUGAACUCGCUACACACUCGUGUGGACAACAUCAGCAGCGAGCUUUCCACGGUAUCAACUCGAAUCAAUGCCAACCUCAUCUCCAACACCUGCCAGGUGGAGCGUAUGUCCCCAACUUCGCUGCCCUCACGAUCUCAGCUCCGCGUCAGCGGGGAAGUUCGCACCCGCAAGGUCAAGGAGCUGCAGUUCAAGCGUUACGACUCCGAAGGCCGGGUCAUCUCCAGCGGCCCGUCCCAGCGGUCCGGCUCGGCCAGCGACUCGUCCGUUGCCCCGUCUGCCUCGGCCGACAUCGGGAGCGCGCCGAGCUUCGCCCCCCCGCCGCCGCCCUCGUCGUCGCUGGGGGCCCCGCCGCCACCGCCGAGCUUCGCCCCGCCUCCGCCCCCGCCGGGUGGCAGCGCGCCCGGCUUUGCCGCUCCCCCGCCGCCGGCUGGUGCUCCGCCUCCGCCGCCGGCUGGCGGGUUUGGUGCCCCACCUCCGGGCGCCCCGCCGCCCGGCCCGCCGCCUGGCCCCCCGCCCCCGGGCAACUUCGGUGCUCCGCCGCCGGCCCCGUCCGGUGGUGCCCCGCCUCCGCCGCCGCCCCCUGGCCCCCCUCCUCCGGGUGGUUUCGGUGGCGCCCCUCCGCCGCCGCCGCCCUCUGGCGGCUUCGGUGCGCCGCCCCCGGCCAUGGAGCGCCCAGCCCCGCCGCCGGUCGCCGAUUCCCGCAACGAUCUGCUUGGUGGUAUCCAGCGUGGUAUUGCCCUCAAGCCUGUCCAGCGCGAGGAGAAGAAGGCCCCGGCCGCCACCAGUGCUGGUGGCAGCGAUGUCGCGGCGAUUCUCCUGCGCCGCAUGGCCCUGGAGUUCUCGGAUUCCGAGUCAGAGGACUCCGACAGCGAGUGGGACUAA